This is a messenger RNA of Pomacea canaliculata, 9073 nucleotides long. RefSeq names its product aspartyl/asparaginyl beta-hydroxylase-like. Gene Ontology annotation, cellular component: endoplasmic reticulum. The record is from RefSeq and is a predicted model, not a curated record. The transcript is spliced from 11 exons. The coding region runs from base 168 to 2921 and encodes 917 amino acids. Lineage: Eukaryota; Metazoa; Mollusca; Gastropoda; Architaenioglossa; Ampullariidae. Gene Ontology annotation, molecular function: protein binding; peptidyl-aspartic acid 3-dioxygenase activity. Gene Ontology annotation, biological process: peptidyl-aspartic acid hydroxylation.
CUGAGCCACCGCCGCCACAUCAAAGGCACUUCCGCUUCAUCUCUCAGUUGAUACACGUCGCUCGGCGCGAUGCUGUUUAGUUGUCCACAAGUCAUGCAAUAAGUCGGUCUGGGCAUUUGACAGCUAUCAACGAUCUUCAUUUACGAGAAAAAGAAAUCACCGCCACAAUGGGAAGCAAGAAAAGGAAUGCACAGAAAGGCAAUGAAAAAUUGACUGGACAGCCUAAUGGGCAUCAGAAGACUACUAGUAGUCCCAAAGCUUCAAGAGGAACUGAUGCAUCUCCAAAAACAUCCAAAGGCAGAGCCAGUAAAGCAUCAGCAAACAAAGCUGAUAGGAAACGUCCUGUACAGUCAUCAUCAUCAUCAUCAUCACUGUUCUCUAGAACCUCCAUUCUAAUCUUGACUUUGAGUGUUAUGGCAGCAGGUGUUGCAGUGGUUUACUCUAGCAAUGAUGCAAGAUCAGCAGUUGGUGAUAUUUUCAUUCAGUAUAUCAAUCCUCAAGUACUGAAGGUUGCUGAGUUUCUGUCCCUGGACACUUCUGGAUAUGUUAAAUGGGUGGAGGAUACACUGAUCAUCAGCACAGUAAAUCUAGAAACUCCACAUUCAUUGAGUACAGAGCCACCUUCACAACCAGGUGAAAAUGAAGACUAUGAUGCAGAAGCCUCUGAGCAAGAGGAAACUGCAACAGAAAAAGAGGCAGCUGCAUCUUUUGAUGAUAAGUCAGAGGAAGAAUCAAAGGCAGUUAGAGAGCAAGAAGGCCAUCAAGAACAUCAGGAGCCAUUAGAAAGCAAGGCGUCAGUGGAAGAAAUUGUAGUGCCUCCUAAAAGUGCAGAUUUACCUCUGAAGGAGGAGGACACUGAAGAGAGAAUACAGAAGCCUGAAGUAGAGGAAGUCAGGGUAAAGACCACCCCAAAAGUAAAUGUUGACAGACCACAGAGUAUUGAUGGACAUGAAGAGACAAAAACUGAGACUCAGAAAAUUGAAAUUAGGGAGCAUGAUGCAAUAGAUAGCAAGAAGUCAGUAGUAGAAGAGCAGCCACCCAUUUCUCAGCCAGUAAUAUUUGAUGAAGAAGAUGGCAUGAUAAACGGAGCUAGAGAAUUGGAAGUGUUGCCUGAACCACAGGAACAGGUAAUACCAAAAGUGGAGCAGGAAAAAGAGAGUUCAGUACCCACCCAAGCACAAAAGAAAUCAGAACCAUCACAAGAACAAGAGAGAUUGGAACUACUACAAGAACAUGACAGAUCAGCACCAGCAAAAGAGCAGAAGAGAUCAUUACCAGCACAGGAACAAGAGAGAUCACAACCAGUACAGGAACCAGAAAGACCAGAACCCCCACAGAAACAAGAACUGUCACAAGAACAAACGAGAUCAGAACCAGCACGGGAACAAGAGACUUCACCACCAGCUCAGGGAACACAAGUGGAUUUAGGAAGCACGAACAAGCCAGAGUCACCACAAAGAAGGGUAGAGGAGUCAGAAACAGAAAACAAAGUCCAACAAAAAGAAGAAGCUCCAGAGAGAGUAAAUGCUCAAGUCCCACCUCCACAUGGAGAGGACUCAAGAGAAACCGAGAAGUCCAAGAAGAAAAAAGAUUUAGCCCAAUCCAGGAAAGAAUAUGCCAAAUCUUCUGUCACCAGUGAUGCUGAUUUCAAAAUCCACAAGAAGCUGGACAAAGCUGAUGAAUUGUUAGCAAAUAAUAAGCUUGACGAAGCCCUGGCGGCAUAUGAUGAAAUUUUGCACAAGCACAACUCCAGUCCACGAGCACUUCUUGGAAAAGCAGACACUUUGGACAAAAUGGCUGAACAGAAACGUAGUAAUGAGUUACUGGAGCAGAGCAUCAUGGUGUAUGAUCAUCUUGUAUCAUCUAGAACAGAAGUCACAAUACCAGCAGAACUGUUAAAACAAGCAGGCCGCCGACUAGCCAGUCGACAGCAGUUCCGCGGUUGGGGAAGUAAAUCUAUGCAAACCAUGAAAAUGUUGGUUGACAUAUUUCCUGAUGAUAUUGUGCUUCACCAUGAACUGGGCGUGAGCUUCCUGAUGAUUGGCAAAAACAGUGAAGCCAAGCAAGUCUUUGAACAGAUUCUGCAGACUCAUCCAAAUGAUGGCUUUGCUAAAGUUCAUCUGGGGUUCAUCAUUAAGUCUUAUGAGAACAAUCCUGCAGUUGGUGUUGAAUACCUUCAACAGGGUAUUGAAACAAAUGAGCCAGGUACCCAAGAUGGGCGCUUUUAUUUUCAUCUAGGAGAUGGAUUGCAAAGGCUGGGACGUAAUAAUGAGGCCCGGAAGAUCUAUCUUAAAGGGGCUGAGAUAGGUGUGUUUUUGUCAGCAGACCAGCGCUCCCUUUACAAUGUAAACAACCUGACUGGCAGGCCCUGGUGGACUCCAGAACAGACAGGCUACCAGAGACAACUGAAGCUUCUACAGGACAAUUGGAAAAUAAUUCGUGAUGAGGGAUUACAACAACUUGAUGAUAAAACUGGUUCCUUUCGUCCUGAGGAUGAGAAUCUGCGGGAGACUGGAGAAUGGAAGCAGUUGACCAUGUUCCAGCAAGGACGCAUGAACAGAAAGGUCUGUGAGAGAGUUCCAAAAACAUGUGCCCUCAUUGAACAGAUAGAUGACGCCAAAAACUGUCGACGAGGACAGGUAAAGUUUUCCGUAAUGAAUCCUGGUGUACAUGUCUGGCCUCAUUGUGGGCCAACCAACUGCCGUAUACGGGCUCAUCUUGGUCUUGUGGUGCCAGAGGGACCAAAGAUACGAGUUGUUAAUGAAACUAGGACAUGGAAAGAAGGCGAGUUUAUCAUUUUUGAUGACUCAUUUGAGCAUGAAGUUUGGCAUGAUGGCAGCUCCUUGAGACUAGUACUAAUUGUCGACUUCUGGCACCCUGAGUUGACUGAAGCUCAAAGACGUCAACUGUCUCCAAUAUAGGUCUGUGUUUGCUGUUUUUUUUAAUCAUUCUUAUUGUUCUUAAAUUGAAAAAGAACUUUGGUUUUUACCUCUUUUCUUCAGUUAUCAAGAUCAACAGUGAACAGUGAGACUGUGUUGGAAUUUAUGACCUUAAUGACUUUCUACAAUUCAUAUCUUGCGAUUAUUUAUCAGCAUGACACUUUUUUAAAGACUUUUUCAACAUAUAUUCAACCUACAAAUAAGUUUCUAUUAUAUGGUCUUUAGCUGUGCUCAGAAAGGACAGAGUUUCUAAUUCUCUAAAUUUGUGACAACUGAAACUUUGCUUUUUGAAUACAGAGCAGACAAAACUGAAAUAAAGGAGUGAUAUUUUUGUCAGUCUUUUGGAGCGAAAAAUAGAAUGAACUAUUGUCAUAAUUAUGCAAACUCUUUAGCACCCAUCUUAAGAAGUGAUAACCAGGUUUAAGAGAAACACUAAGAGAGCGUGUAUACAAAUGUACUUCAAGUCUAGAUGUAUCCAGUACUUGGUUGAUGAUUGUUAAUAUACGAGUGCCUCAUCUGUGUCAUCUCUUUAUCAUAAUGUCAUGUUAAGAAUUAUCUUGAUUGAGAGGGAAACUGAGAGAAACAGAUGUUAUGUAUCAAUAAUAGCGUACCUCAGAUUUAUAGCUUGAAUUAAUCUAAUUUACUUUAUUAUUGAUACAAUCUUACCUUCUCCGAGCUUACACUGUAUGUGCAUUAGUCACACUUAUAAAUGUGGACCAAGUAUGCAGGUGCCAGUGUGUUUGUGGUUAAGUGCAUAUUAUAAAACCCCUAAUGAAUGAAAGGUGAAAACUAACCCGUCUUUACUAGGUCUCAACUAGAUAGGGUGUAGGAUCUAUUAAAUGUUGAAUAAUCAGGAGUAUAGCAAUUAUAUGCAGUUUAAAGCAGACUUUGCUUUUUUUUUUUUUUAAACUAGGAUCUUUAGAAUAAGCAGCAUACAUGUAUUUUUACUGACAUUUUUUGGAAGGAAACUAGUUCUGCAUAUUGAUGCAGAAAAGCAACACUAAUGAAUUAUCUGUGUAACCUGUGUGCUAUUCUUGUAUGCACAUUUGUGAAUUUGUGAUAUGGAUCACCAAGUAUGCAAAGUGCUUAUUCCAAUCAUUACAAAUGAAUUGUGUGUUUGGUCACAGUUUCUUACCAUAAUAAUGACUGAACGUAUUGGUUAUGAUUGCUGUGUACAAAGUAGAGAUAGCAUCAGUAUCAUUUCUUCGUGAGUAUUUUGUAACCUCAGACUUGCUACCGUACCUCAUUUCGGUUUCCUGAUGCUAAGAUGACCAUUUGGAAUAUAAUUAAAUUUGCGUGCCAUUCUUACUCAUCUACCAAAAACUGUGGCUGUUUGAUAUAUGUGUCCAGUUGUGAUUGUAUUUGUCUUGCUCAGUCAUUCUAGUGAAAUGCAAUGCCGCCAGUCUUCUAACUGGUUGUGACCUGUUCUUCAAAUGUGAAUAAUUUCAUCCAUUAUCCAGGUUUUCCUCUAUCUUAUUUUGUUUCCUUUGUUAAUUUUUAUAUUCCUCCUAUUCUAAGUUUUAUAUUUCUCCCAUUAAGCCCUAAGUUGCAUUGCAACUAAAAAAUUGCCAGUAUUGUUUUUUUAAUCAAGGUGAGAUAUCCAUUAGAAAGAACAAGGCAGUGUUAUUAUUGUUUAUCUUCUAGUCCCAAGUGCAAAUGCCCAGCCUUUGCAAAAGAUAAGAAAUUAUUAUUCAGUAACCCAUCAUCCAGAGAAUCCAUGAUGCUCCAUUGAUUAAAAAACCAAGGGUUUCUCACAUUUUCUGGAACUGUCAUGCUGCUUUGCCUAUUCCAUAGCCAGCUUUAUCAUACUUUUGUCAUUCCCAUCAAGAUCAGAUAUGUGUAAUGUCUCCUCAGUAUUGUCAUCACACAAUCAAUCUCACCAGUUUUACGCUGAGCAUUGGAAUUUAAGAGUUCAUAAGAAACAACUUAAAAGGUAAAAUAUUUCUUUGAAUAGAAUCUCAGCAUAGCACAAUUUGUGGAAUAUUACAAGUCAGAUCAUUGGAAUCAGGCUGGCAAAGGGUAUGUCUAAAUAUAUAGCUCAGAAGUGUGGACUGAAAAAAUAUUUUAAAUGAUAGUAGACUUUUAGCAGGGUAAACAUACUAAUGAUUAACGGAAGCAGUAAAUUAGUACUACGAACUAUAACUAUAGUCAGUGUUUUCUUAAUUCAUAGGCAUUCAAUAAUUCAAAGAGAUUGUUAAAGAACAUGCCUCACAAGAUUAUUAAUGUAUUGUGAGCAAACAUUGAAUAUUCAUUCCCAGCAAUUUAAAUGAUCUAAAGCAGUGUAUGUAUAUGGCUUGGAACUGUUGGUAUGCUUGUUUACAAAUCAUGUUUACAAAUUAUGUUUGCCAUUUUAUGCGAUCAGUCACAAAAUGCAUGUUAAUAAAUUUUAACUGUUUUUUGCUUUUGUAUCAUGGUAAUUAAAAGCUUGGGUUGUAAAAUAAUGCUUUUUACUGUUGCAAACUGUUGUUUGGGUGCAUUGCUACUUAGAUUACAGUGAUAAUUUUUUUUUUUUUUUGUUCUUUUUUUAUUCUCACAAGUAUAACAAACCGGAUUUUUUUUUUACCUCAUGAAAUAUGCUGUAAUUGUUUUUGUUUGCACUACCUACAUGAUCAUGCACCCACACAUCAUUGUACACACAUGGGUGUGCCUUUUUGCUUGUGGAAGUGUAUGUGCUAACAAAACUUGUUUAUGAGACAGUGUUAGUCACUAACAUUGCUUGUAUAACAAAGCCAUUUGUUUUUACAUGACAUUUUUUUGAUAAAUUUCUUUAUUACAAACCUUAUUGACAGCAGCAUAAUAAAUCAUGAAAAGUUAUUUCUAAAAUCCUUUUGCCAUUUUUUUUAAUAGUUGAAAUUUUAAGAUAGUAAGCUAUAAUUAUUUACUUCUUUUGAUAUUAUUGAUUGGCAUGUAUACAAUACAUAUUGAAAUAGUACUCUUUUACCGGUGGAUGUGGAUUAUACAAAUAGUGAAAUCGAACUCUUAAUUAUGAAUCAUAUGUUUAUGAAUUAGUGCUUAUUUUCACCAUAAACAGUAGCAUAGCAUUGGUACAUCCACUUCUUGGAGUCAAAAUGAGUAGUGUCCUAAGAGUGGGUCCAUUUGGGAAAUGCUGUAGUGUUAUAUGUAUUAACAAGUAAUUAAUGACUUUGUUUACAGGUAGUUAGUGCUUACAUAGAAUUGAUAUGUUCAUUGUUUUGUCCAGCAUAUUUAUCCUUCAUUCUGUCUUGUUGCUAAUUUUGAUUAUGGUAACAGCUAAUGUAUAAUUUUGGACUUCACCUGGAGGAAGUCUGCAAAAUGUACCCUCUGCUUUUUAUCUCCAGCCCUUUGUGUAACAAAAUCAGACCUUGCUUUUUAAAACUGCUAUUAAGUCAGCUGCUAAGGGUUUGGCAGAAUUAAUUCCCUAUCGUGUAAACAAUUUCUGCUGUAUAUUAUAUAUGUUUCAAGAUUUUCAGCUUGAAAUUGCCUGCAUCUAUGAUAGUCUGAAGGCGAGUGUGACUAAUAGCAGUUAGUUUUACUACAUUUUACUAACCAAAAGGGCAGAUUUUAAAAUUUAUUUGACAUUUUUUUGUUUUGUUUUGGUGCUUAUGGUUCAUAAGUCUUUUUUCUUUAGGCGCAUAUUCUUUUUAACUUUGUUAUUUAAUUAUUUUCUUUCUUCUCUUUUGGGUAAAAAGAAUUGAAAUUGGUGGGUUUGUUUCAGCUUGAAGGUUUUGCUGUAAAUGCAAUAUCCCUAGAAAGAAAGCUCAAUGUUACAUGACAACAAACAUGCAGGUCUUAGUUUUUUUUAAAUUGAUGUUGAAUGCUAUGUUAUUCAGAUGUGAAAUCAAGACAUAAACAUGCAGUAGUGGUUUUUAAAUGUGCAUAUAUGAUAUUUUGCAUAAAAUACUAUGAAUACAUUAUAAGAUGGAUGCUAUAUCCCAAUGUCUAGCUGGUAUGGUGUAGUGUGGACUAUUAAUCUACCCCUGUGAAAUUCUCCAAACAUUUGAAAAAGAAAUGGGUAAUUAAGUCAGAAUGGUUAGUGACUACUCGUAUGCAAUUGUAUGAGUCAUCUUAAUUGUAAUUUACUAAAACUUGUUCUUUUCUGAUUAAAGCAGCCUUAAAACCCUGUAAGCAAGGUUUUACUUGCAAAAGAAUUGGAUCAAUGUGAAAAUAUAUUUGUGCUACUUUUAUCCACAACUUGCUAGCAGUAUGCAUGAUUUUGUGCCAGAUGUCAUGAUUGUGCUUAGAUCAACAACAACUGGUUGAGUCAUCUGAAACAGCUGCCUUUGCCAUGUGCACCAUGUUUUUGCAAUGAGGAGAACAUAAAACCCAUAAAAAUGGAGAAAGAGAAUGGUUUGGGGUUGUUUUUUUUUCUGUAUUGUUAUGAUGGGUGAUUUUAAUAUCAUAGACUAGAUUAUGAGUCCCGGUUUUCAUUUUUAAAAAACACGUGGGAAAGCCAGCUUGGAUUUGAUAGGUUAUUUUCAGUCCAUGAGUCUGUGUUAUGCGUUAUGUCAUCAAUAGUCUUUGGCAUUUUUUAAUGAUGGUGGUUAGCCUGCUGUAAGAGGUGUGGGAAAUUUGUCUACGAAUAUGAUCACAACACUUGUCACCUUAUUGUACAGGACAUGCAAAGUAUGUUUGGUAAUUGCUUAGUUCCUGUCACUUGCUCCUUUUAGUACAGAUGACAGAUGCCAUCUAGUGUUUGAAAGGGUAACUCACAUGAUAUAACUAUAAAAAAGGUUAUUGUGGAGACUUAUGUGCCAAAUCCAUAGAAUUGUCAUGAAUGUUAGAAAGUAACCAGGGUCUUGCUGUGAUUAUGUACUGUAGACCCAGGGUUUUGGAUUUUUUUAUGCCACAUGACAAAAGAUAGGUUGUAUAUACGCUGUUUGCAAAUGCAUUGUUAAAUAGUGAAUGUGUGAAAUUAAUGGAAGUAUUCAAAAAAAGGCUUACUUACAUUAUUUCCAUUUAUAGACAUACAAUAAAUAUUUAGCACUGUUAUAUCGGUUAAGAGAGAUAUAAUUAUGAACACUUAAAUAAAUGCACCUUAAAUAAUAGGUGCAGUACCAGUUAAUGCAGCAAAUGAUUUUUUAAAAUGAGAAAUGCUAAGAAAUAUUUUGGUUUAAUUUUUUUUUUAAUGAAUGUUUUGCAUAUGUUUAACAGGUCAGCAUUUCAAAGACUUUAUUUGCAACACAUUUAAGCAGUUAAGAAUAUAAUCAGAUUUUGUAAGCAGUUCUGCAUUAGCCAGUGUUUUCUCUGUAAUGCCAUGCUUGUAGUUGGCUCUUCACAAUUUCACUUUUUAAAAUAAUUUCUUAUAAUUUAUUGUACUUCUGAAAUAAGCAGUCAUCAGAGCACUUACAAACAAAUUUGAAAAAGAACUCUUGAUGAUGAACGCAUGAUGAUGCUUUAGUUCUGAUGCAUGGAUAGUCAAGAGCUAUAUAUUGUGCUUUUAAAUUUCACCCACUAUCUUCGUGCAAGGGUGCUAUUGGAUGAGAAAUGACAAUAGCCAAAGUUUGAGAUCUCAUCAGAUUUGAAGCAUUGACCAUAAAGUAAUUAAGAGGAACCAGUCAGGGCAACACAUUAGACUUCCUAUUUUCUUCCUUACAAACACACAGUCACCAUCUGCUUAUUGUACUAUGCAGAUUUUUCAUGCAUAGUUUUCUUUUAAAUUCACUGUAAUCUGUUCCUGUGUUGGGCUGAUGGGGGUAAAAAUAGAAUAAGUUUGUAUAUUAAGCUAUUAAUCAGUGCACAGAUUGACAUAUAAUGGUGCUUCAUAGAAUAUGGAUAUGUCUGCAAAUGCCUGCUCUUAAUCAAAUCUUUUCUUACUAACAGUAUCGCCUAGAACAUAAGCCAGGACACUCUCUUCAGAGAGGAUCCAAACUUGUUAAAAUUCUUUCAGUAUUUUUCUAUGCCGUGAUAUUUGUAUUAUUUUUGAAUAUGUAUCACAUUCUUGUUUUUAUGAUACAGUGUGCCAUUAUAGAUAAUAUGAAGUUUUUUUUACAGGGGGGAGACCUUUGUUUUUCUGUUGAAUGUCUUAGGUGCAGCUCUUUCUUGAUCAAAUGCAGUGUCAGUAGAAUGAAAUGGCAAAACGGAUUUUAAUUCACACUUUGUCCGUCCUGACAAAAAAAUCUUGAUAAUUGCAAUAAAGUGUGUCUGUGGUCACUAUG